UGUACUCGAUGCAUGACCCGACGUGCUUGCCAAGGGACCAUCGAGUUGCAUGCCAUCACUGCGUAAGGUACUGGAAGUGCUCGAACCGCCCAGAUUGAUCUCUCUCUUUGGUCUCGCUUGGCCAGUGAAGUUGGCCUGCAGUCGAGACAUCGAGUGGCAACACUUGUGCAACGAUAUCAGCGCACGCCUGCGUAGAGCGUCACGGCAGUCUGGGCGAGGACACGUCACCCGUCAGCUAACAAAAGUCAAGGCGAUCGCGUAGUGACAUCAACUUAAAACUCCGCACUUCCACCGCAGUUCCGUCGACGAUGCCGAAGCGUGGGCAUGUCUAUCAUUCGCCGUGGGAGGACCAUCCUACACUUGACGACAAUAAGCGGCAAUCCGUAUGGAGCCUGGUCUGGUCAAACCCGAAUAACGUGCCGGACGACAAGCCGGCUGUCGUGGACGGCUCUACCAGGGAGACAGUGACCCGCAAGCAGCUUCGCGAGCAGUCGCAGCGCUUGGCUGCAGGUCUCACUGAGGACUUUGGCGUCAAGCAGGGCGAUGUCGUCUGCCUCUUUUCUCCCAAUUCGAUACAUUACCAUGCCAUCAUAUUUGCAUGUCAAUGCGCUGGCAUUGUCUUCUCGGGAGCCAAUACUGCCUAUACGCCAACAGAACUUACGCAUCAGCUGUCAAAGUCAAAAGCGAAACUCUUGCUCGCUCAUCCUUCAAACUUUGAAGUAGCGCUCAAAGCAACCAAGGCGCUUGGCUGGACUGCAGACGAGCAGAAGCAACGCAUCGCCCUCUCAGUCAGACGGAGCGAGGUUGACGGCAUUCUCAAGCACGCCAGCGCGUUCCGACCAGAUCAUCCCCCAGCGGACGGACCAGCUGGCGACGAGAAGCCAAUCAAGAUUGAUGCAGAGCUGCUCCAAGCCUUCAAGACGAUAGACCAGAUGCAGAGCUCUAAGCUCAUGCAAGCGGCUGAGAUUCCGCAAGACAAGCUCGCCACAACCCUCGCCUAUCUCAUGUUCAGCAGCGGCACGACAAGCGCUGCAAAGGGCGUCAUGACUUCUCAACUCAACAUGACUUCAGUCCUGUCCGGGCUCCAUCCCUUCAAGUGCACAUCCGACGAUGUCCAUCUAGCGUUCUUGCCGUUCUCACAUAUCUAUGCGCUCACAAAGGUCGUUCACUGGCCCAUCCUCGAAGGCUGCACAGUAGUGAUCAUGCCCAAGUUCAAUCUCAAGCAUUUCUGCGAGCUUGUCCAACGAUACAAGGCUACCAUCGUUAUGCUCGUGCCGCCCGUUGCGCUUCAGCUUGCAAAAGAUCCCAUUGUCGACGAUUACGAUUUCGGCAGCCUUCGAUUAGUCGUAUCAGGCGCUGCGCCUAUGGGUGCUGAGCUCGAAAAGACAGUCGCCGAGCGGUUAGGAUGCCAUGUUGCCCAGGCGUAUGGUCUAACCGAAUCAAGCCCCACGACGCACUUUUGCUCGCCAGAAGCGCCAAGGACAGGAUCAAUCGGAUUCCUCUUGCCCGGCGUACGCGGUCGACUCGUCGAUCCGGAGACGAUGAAAGACAUUACCGAGGAGGGCAGAGAGGGCGAGCUCUGGAUGCAGGGUGACAACAUCAUGAUGGGCUACUUUGAAAACGAAGAGGCCACUAAGGAGACGCUUGUCGAGGAUCACUGGCUCAGGACAGGAGACAUUGCGACUUGCAUCGAGGACUACUGGACCAUAACAGACAGAAUGAAAGAGCUGCUCAAAGUCUUAGGCUACCAAGUACCGCCUGCGAGUCUUGAAGCGACUUGUCUCACUCAUCCUCACGUCAAAGAUGUCGGAGUCGUCGGCGUCUAUAGCGAAGGCCGCGCUUCAGAAUUCCCUCGAGCGUACAUCGUUCCCUCUGACCCGACCGCGGCCGCGAAGAACGAAGCGGCAUACAAAAAGGCAAUACAGGAUCACGUCACAUCGCGUGUUCCGAAGCACUUCAGACUCGGCGGAGGCAUCAUCUUCAUCGAAGAGAUCCCCAAGUCGGCCUCUGGCAAGAUCCUCAGACGCGUCUUACGCGAGCGAGUGAAGAAGGAGCCAUACCAGGAGGAGGCAAGGCAGUCGAAACUAUGAGCUACCCGUAAUGUGGACAGACCUUCCAAAGGUACGAGACAUAGGCAAGAGCGCAACGGUUCGGUAUCAUGCAGACACUGUGUAUAGCAGCAUCAGAUGCAAGCGA
This is a messenger RNA of Mixia osmundae IAM 14324, 2196 nucleotides long. RefSeq lists its product as uncharacterized. Gene Ontology annotation, biological process: secondary metabolic process. The coding region runs from base 309 to 2090 and encodes 593 amino acids. The transcript has 9 exons. Gene Ontology annotation, molecular function: CoA-ligase activity. Lineage: Eukaryota; Fungi; Basidiomycota; Mixiomycetes; Mixiales; Mixiaceae. The record is from RefSeq and is a predicted model, not a curated record.